AGUAUUUUUUUAACGGAAGCAAAAGACACAGACCCCCAAACCACUGAACCACUUCUUUUUCCAUUUUUCGCGGGAACUCUCUCUCUCUCUCUCUCUCUCUCUCUCUCUCUCUCCGGCCAUCGAUAAUCCUAACUUCUUCUUCUUUACCUCUGCACCUCUCUCUCUCACUGAUUCUUCAAAUCUCGUUCAUAUAUUUUUUAAAACCCACCCAUAAUACAAUUUGCUUCACCAACCUUUAUCGUCACCUAUAGCCCACCGUUUUCAUUUUUUAAUUGCUUGUUAGCUGAAGAGCAGGUACACAGAUGAUGAUCUUUGGCGGCAUUUUCACUUUUAUAAGAUGAUGGGCUUGAACAACAAAUCAAUUCAAUUUUUAGAGGUUUUGCAAAUCUAGGAGCAAAUUGAGUCCACAGAUGUAAUCUAAAAUUAGGAGAAAACACAAUGAUUUUCGAGGAGGCUAAGGCUGUAGAGACGAGGAAUGUGUUGGUUGGGAUCCGAAUCGAUGGCCAGAGCAGAGAGCUUCUCAACUGGGCUCUUGUGAAAGUAGCAAAUCCUGGUGACUGCGUUUUCGCGGUUCAUGUCUCCAGAGACUCUGAUUCUGCUUCAAGAGAGAGUCCCUUGUUGGAUAAUUAUUUAGAAGUUUAUGAAGAUUUAUGUAAUUCAAAACAGGUAGAUCUCAUUGGUGAGACCUUGACAGGAAGUUCAAUCAGAAAGGUUUUAGCGAGAGAGGCGAAGAAUCGGGCUGCCAGGACUGUAAUUGUGGGGAUCAGCAAGCUAAGCCCUCUCGGGGGGUGGGCUUCGAUUGCUAAAUAUUGCGCAAAGCGACUUCCUCCAACAACUGAAGUUCUAGCUAUCCACAAUGGGAAGGUUGCCUUCAGAAGGAGUGCAGCGAACCAACUAGCAGGUCUGACAGGAGAUCCGAAACCCGGUUUAUAUGUCGCUGGAAGUCCAACUUUCAAAGAUGACCAUUCUGAAUUUGGUGAUUCUGAGAUAUCAGAGAUUGCAAGACACAGCCAUGGAGUGGUUGGGAGCUUUGAAGAUGGAUCAAGAGAGGGCAGUGGAGAGUCAAAAGACGAUGAUUUAAGCCCUACCGAGAAAGACAGGAAGCUUCCUUUGCGUUCACUUUCUUUUUCAACAGAGGACUUUGCAGAGCAGAAGCCUGGUUGGCCCCUACUCCGGACAGCUAGUGCAAUGAUUCCACCAGCCCCGGAAGCAAGAAAUAUGUCUGUGGUAAAAUGGGUGAUGAGCUUACCAAGCCGGUCUUUGCAAGAAACACCUCAAUCCGAGGCUAGUUUUAGCUCAAGUAGAACCGGGAUUCCUUUGGGAACAGAGAGUAUCGACUUUGCAGGCAGGAUUGAGCUACGAGAAAAUUUGGAGCUUCUCCUCAAAACAAAUUCAUCUGCCUGCAAGUGGUUUCGUCAUGGAAUUUUGAAAAUUUCAACGUCUCAAUUCUCCUCAGAAAACUUGAUCGGGAAAGGAGGGUGUAACUGUGUAUACAAGGGGCUUCUUCCCGAGGGCAAGCCAGUGGCGGUGAAGAUUUUGAAGUCGUCGAAAGAAGCAUGGAAGGAUUUCGCCCUGGAAGUCAAUAUUAUGACCUCUUUGAAGCACAAAAAUAUCACCCCUCUGCUUGGAAUUUCUGUUGAAGAUAAAGAUCUAAUGUCUGUAUAUGAUUUACUGCCUAAAGGAAACCUGGAGGAAAAUCUACAUGGUUAUAACAAAGCAAAACCCCUUUUGUCAUUGGAAGUGAGAUUCAAUAUAGCUGUUGGGAUCGCUGACGCUCUAAAUUAUUUGCACAAUGAAUGUUUUCCGCCUAUUAUUCACAGAGAUGUCAAAUCUUCGAACAUUCUUCUCUCGGAUGAGUUUGAACCACAGUUAUCUGAUUUUGGGCUCGCGAUAUGGGGACCAACGACUUCACCUUUUCUAACACACAGCGACGUAGUAGGAACUUUUGGAUAUCUGGCUCCUGAAUAUUUCAUGUAUGGGAAAGUCAGCGACAAAAUUGAUGUCUACUCUUUCGGUGUAGUGCUCCUUGAAUUGUUAUCAGGGAGAAAACCGAUCAAUUCAGAGACUCCCAAGGGACAAGAAAGCUUGAUCAUGUGGGCAAAACCCAAACUAGAGAGAGGGGAUUUGGCAAGCAUAUUGGAUCCGAAUUUGGAUAAUGAAAUUAGUGAGGUUCAAAUCCAGAGAAUGGCUCUAGCAGCAACCCUCUGUCUCACACGAUCAGCUAGGCUUCGUCCUAAAAUGAACGAGAUACUGAAGAUCUUAAGAGGGGAGAAAGGCGUGGAUGAGUGGGUGAAUUCCGAGUUUGGGGACAGGAAUAAUUCUGAAAACCAGGAAAGUAAUGAUGAUGAAGUUUAUCCAGACUCAAGUGCCGAGUCCCAUUUGGGUGUCGCGCUCCUUGAUUUGGAUGACAACUCCACAUCUUUCAGCAGCAUGGAGCAAAGCAGUAGACUUUCCCUCGAGGAUUACUUUAAAGGAAGAUGUAGUCGAUCGCCAAGCUUAGAUUAGCUUCUCUUGUAUUCUAUUUAAAUUCAAUUUAUUUGAAUUCAAAAAAUUUCUGUUACCAGCUAAGCUAGUUGAGUGUGUAGUUUGUCCCUGUAUAGUUUAAGGAAAAAAAAAUAAAAAUAAAAAAUCUGCACCCAAUGAUGAGGUGGUUUUUGUAUGUA
This is a messenger RNA of Cornus florida, 2663 nucleotides long. RefSeq names its product protein kinase STUNTED. The record is from RefSeq and is a predicted model, not a curated record. Gene Ontology annotation, biological process: protein phosphorylation. Bases 439 to 2505 code for a protein of 688 amino acids. NCBI's taxonomy places the organism in Eukaryota, Viridiplantae, Streptophyta, Magnoliopsida, Cornales, Cornaceae. The transcript is spliced from 11 exons. Gene Ontology annotation, molecular function: ATP binding; protein kinase activity.